Pyrenophora tritici-repentis Pt-1C-BFP is the source of this 2073-nucleotide messenger RNA. Its product is annotated as PnbA, Carboxylesterase type B. Lineage: Eukaryota; Fungi; Ascomycota; Dothideomycetes; Pleosporales; Pleosporaceae. The record is from RefSeq and is a predicted model, not a curated record. Gene Ontology annotation, molecular function: serine hydrolase activity.
AUGACGGUUCUUACCACUCUUGUUGGUGUCGCGGCAGCUGGAUUGGCCACCUUUUCUCAAGCCUCGCCUGUAGAGACAAGAGCGCCACUCGAGGUUUCGAACGCAAAGUCCUCCCUGACGCUCAUCUAUCAAAACAACCUUAAUGCGUCGGACGACAAGAACCAUAUCGGUGCUAUCAUCCUCGAUCCUGUUCCACAGAGCAGUGCUGCUGCCGCUUGCGCCUCGCUGAACGAGAAGCUCAUCUCCAAGGCUACUCUCCAAAAGUACCAGGAAGACUUCAACGAUGCUCUCUCAUAUCAGGACUACGCCAAGUACAGCGAUGCGGAGCGAGGUUAUUACAUCGACAAUGGCGUCGUUUCCGUCGGCAACCGAGUGAGCUACUCAUCCUCUUCGAACUCUAAGAAGCAACUGCCAGUAUUAUGCACGCAAUCCGCCAAUAAUGGUUCAUCGACCGUCGGCCCCGUGAACGGCAGCACCAUCUCGGUAGCAUCUGGAGGGAAUACUUUCGUCGGAUACCGCAAUCAGAAAUCUUUCAGAUUCAUGGGCAUUCGAUAUGCGGAGCCGCCUAAGCGUUUUGAGUACACUUCCAUCUACUCCAAAAAGGGACAGACGAUACAGGCAACCGAAUACGGUUCCCAGUGUCUACAGGGUGGCGGUGGAAGCGAGGAUUGCUUAUUCCUGAACAUUCAAACGCCUUAUAUCCCCAAGUCCGGUUCGAAGAAGCAGCUACGACCUGUGCUGUUUUGGAUUCAUGGUGGAGGCUUCACUGGAGGCACUGGUUCUGAUGCAGGCUCUGAUGGUGGAAACUAUGCAAGCAAAGAAGACAUCGUCGUUGUCUCCAUUAACUACCGACUUUCAACACUGGGAUUUCUUGCAGUUCCUGGAACUAACAUCAAGGGAAACUUUGGUAUUGCAGAUCAGAUUUUAGCUCUAGACUGGGUCAUUGCAAAUAUUGCUUCUUUCGGUGGUGACCCAAACCAGAUUACAAUAUCUGGAGGGUCUGCCGGCGCUGGCUCAGUGCGUACGCUCUUGGGAUCACCAAAGGCCAUCGGAAAAUUCCAAGGUGCGAUUGCCGCAUCUAACCUUGGAGGAGGCGUUACACUGGGCUUGGAUGGCGACUAUGGAACAACGUACUCGACGUAUUACACGAUUGACCAAAGCUACAACGUUGCUGGACCUCAGAUAUUUGCCGCUGCGGGUUGCAACAGCACAGAUUUGUCGGCCCAAGUCGCCUGCCUUACCCAAGCGAAUGCGACACAGAUAGUAGGCUUCAAUACCGUGGCCCGCUAUGUCGUGCAAGACGGAACCAUCGUCAACACACCCCACCUGGUUCUCUCUACGCGCAAUUCCAGUACAGCACAUAUCCCGGUCAUAUUCGGAGUGGUUGAAAACGACGGUGCAUCCUUCUCUACUUAUCCUAAAGCACCCAUCGCAAACCAUACCCAAGGUCUGGAAGAGGCUCUCGGUAUCAAUAGCACCUGGGCGAACCGAGUUAUCCAGUCCGGUCUUUUUCCCUUUACCAGUACCGGAAACCUGACACUCGACUCUUUUAACGUCUCUCAACGCGUUGCUACAGACAAGACAUUCCGCUGUGCCGACCAGUCCACCGUCUACUCUGGCGUUCAGUCGCACGCUUUCGAGAAAGCGUACUUCUACCAGCUCAACCGCGCCACUGGAGGUUACGAUCCCAACAACCUUGGCGGUCCUGCAAAUGAGAACCCAAACAACCCGUACUUCCGCUUGCACGGUGCGGACAUGCCAUGGACGUUUGGUAACCUGGGCUACAUCCGCAACCCUGAGGAUCUGUGGAGUGUUCAACUUACCACCAGCUACUUUGCUGCCUUUGUGAAGGGAGGUAAUCCUAACCCCAGCCUUCAGUACCUGGAUGCGAGAGGGUACGACAAAGUCAUUGAGGGUGUGAAGAAGUUCGGACAGUGGGGCCAGGUCACUGCUGCUACAGGCAAUGAGAUUAGGUUGCUCGACUGGCCAAGUAAGAGCGCAGGGUUUCAAGAUGUUCCGCAAUGCGAUUGGCUUGGGUAUCCACUCGAUUACUAUCUUAAAGGAGGAAUUUAA